AUGACCGAGGAUUAUGAAUACCGCAUUUACGAUAUGGCCAAUAACAUGUCCGACUACGGCCAUUGCGCCACCAUUGUCAUGUCUCGCCACCAGGGAUUUCAGUGGAAUGAAGAAGUGUUUGUCAGUGCUUACAGACGACAGCAAGGCGAAGUGCAUAAAAGUGCAGUUCGACAAGAACGAGAAAGACGAUUGUCUCAUUCCCUCGUCACAUCGCACCAUGAACAAGUCGUUGAUAUCCAAUUGAGUCCCUCCGACUGUGAUGUCUGGCCUUGA
Molecule: messenger RNA, 273 nt
Organism: Radiomyces spectabilis
Lineage: Eukaryota; Fungi; Mucoromycota; Mucoromycetes; Mucorales; Radiomycetaceae
Exons: 1
Coding region: 1-273 (90 amino acids)
Source: RefSeq, a predicted model, not a curated record